UUUGCAUUCAUAUAUUUUAGUAUCGUCUCUCAACAGCUGAGGCAACAACAACAACAACUAACUAAACAAAAUCGAAAACUCCGGCCACGGAACCAACUAUUGACACAAAGAAAAAGGCAAUUCGCGUCAGUGAAGCAAUCGACGCAUUUGAUUCAAUUUAUGCACCCGACCCAUUUCACUCGAAACAAACCCUUGAUUGUUUGGAAGAUCAGAUGGCGUAUGUGGCUAGCAAUGAUCAGCAUGGCAAUGAGAUAAUGCGCGUCAUGUUGUCCACGGAGCCGGGCAAGCGGACAGUCGCCUCAUGCCAGAAUCUCAGAAUUAAUUGCAGUCCAGCCCGAACGCAGCCGGAUACGCGACCGGGACGUUACGAUCAUCGCCAUCGUUUCCAUUAUUUUGCGGAUACCACACCCAGUCAGCGACAGGAUGUGCGCCUCCUGCAGGAGCAGCACAUAGAUCACCAUCAGCAGCAGAGGGAGCGUCAGCAGCAGGAGAAGUUGGGGCUAGAGAAGCAACAACCAGAUAGGGUACAGAAGAAAAGGGUGCAGCAGGAGAAGACUCAGGGACAGACACAGAAAAAGGAACAGCUACAGCCAGAGAUGUCACAAUCUGAGAAGCAGCCUCAGCCGCAGAGGUUGCAACUGGAAAGAUCGCAUUCAGAGAAGAAAGCUCUGUCAGAGAAAUCGCAGCCGAAGAUGCAGUCGCAGCCAGAGUUGCAGUCGCAGCUGGUUAAAUCCCACUUGUCAAAGUCGCAGCCUGAGAAUAACUCGCGUUUGGCAAGUUCCCAACCGGAGACGCACUUGGAGAAGUCGCACUUGAAAAAGUCGCACUUGAAGGUAUACUUGGAGAAGGAGUACUUGGAGAAGGAGUACUUGGAGAAGGCGUACAUAGAGAAUUCGUAUACCGAAAAGACAUACUCGGAGAAGUUGCAGCCGGAGAAAUUGCAGCCGGAGAAGUUGCAGCCGGAGAAGUCGCACGCGGAGAAGUCGCACGCGGAGAAGUCGCCAGUAGAGAAAACGUACUUGGAGAAAUCGCAGCCUGAAAAGUCUCACGUAGAGAAGACGUACUUGGAGAAGUUGCAGCCGAAAAAAUCGCAGUUGGAAAAGUCGCAAUGGGAGAGUUGCAAGCUGGAGAAUUCGCUACCGGAGAAGCCGCAGUCGGCGAAAUUGAAACCGGAGAAAACGCAGCCGGCCAAGAAGUCCCAGCCGGGGAAGGCGCGUUCACAAAUGCUGUAUUCGGAGAUGAAUUUGGAGCCAGAUAAAAAGUCACAGGCAGUGAAGCUGAAGCCUGAAAAGUCUCAACCGGAUAUGCCUAAGCCAGAAAAGUCACAGCCGGUAAGGUCGCUGGCGGACAGGUCGCAUCUGGAUAAGUCGCUGCCGGAUAAGUCGCAUCUGGAUAAAUCACACUCGGAGAAAAAGGCACAAGCCGAGAAGUCGCACUCGCCGAAGUUGCAAGCGGAGAUGUCGCAACCGGACAAAAAGUCACAACCGGAAAAGCAUCCGCAAGCAGAGAAAAAGUCGCAUCCAGAGAUAUCGCAACCAGAGAUAUCGCAACCAGAGAUAUUGCCACCGGAAGGAAAGACACAGCCAGAGUAUUUACCGCCACCGAAAAGGGCACAACCUGUGACGCUACAGAUACAGACGAAGGAAAGUGUGAGCGUGGAAGAGCUGGCCCUGUGGAACAGCACCGAGGUAAUUGCGCAUAGCACGCUGCUCUCCACAGGCGAAUCGCAGGAUAGGAUCUACAAGAGAGGCAACAGUGCCAAUGCCUCGUCGAAAUCGCCAGACUCGCCCUUUUACGCUUGGCUGGCGGCCAAGAAUGAACUGCAACAGCAGCUGGCCAUGGAUCGCCGGCUGUACUCGGAGCUGGAGCAACAGCGUGCGGUGGAGCGUGCCCGCCUGGCGCAGCUGAAGUACGAGCGCUGGAUACAGGCCAAGACAAAUCAGAUGCGUCGCGCCAAAUCCGAUCUGAGCUCCGCACAGACGACGGCCAAAUCGCGACAGUCGCUGCCCGCCGACGAGGCGCAGCGACGCCUGCUCGAUUGGGAGCGCGAGAAGCGUGCCGAGCUCAAGGCGCAGCGGCUGGAGCGUGAGGCGUUCCUGGCACGCCAGAAUCUAAUUGAUUCGACGCGCCGUGAACUGAGCGCCGAGGCCUGGGAGCAGUGGGUCUAUGCGACGCGCAAUCGCCCCAAGCCCGUGGCCAUGGGCCGUGGCCUGGACUCGUUGCGCGCAUCCAAUGCGCCGCACUAUCGCAAUCCCAACGAGUGGCAGACGCUGUUGCCGACGGCCCGAACGGGACAGCAAGGACAGCAGCAGCCAACUCAGGCGACGGCGCAGGUGCGCAGCGGCCCGGACUAUGAGCGGCUGGAGCGACUGGCGCAGCCGCGACGCAAACUCUGGCGUCAGACGUUCAAUGAGCCCGUUCGUCUGACGACCAAGGAAUGCGGUAUGCCAGCCAAGACGACGACGGCGACAUUCGGCUCCGGGGGUGGAGGUGAGCACAACAGGGAUACGGAGCGUUUGCGUCUGAGCGAUGCCGCAUCACAGACCCAGCCGGAGGAUGCGGAGAUGACGCUGCUCGAGAAGAGUCGGAGAGCGGAUGCGACCACGGAUAGCUGCCUGUUGCGGCCGCAGCGUAGUCCCAUCAUCUGGAGCAAGAGCAAUGCGCAGCGUGUGCGUGAAAUGCGCAAGGUCGUCCAGCCGUCAGAAUGUGGCCAGGGGCCGCGCCAGCUGCGCGACGAUCAGCUGGAGCAGCUGCGCAAGCAGCAGGACAUGCAGAAUAGCAAAAUAUUGCCGCGCAAAUUCCAACAGAAGCGCGAACAAUUGCGCAAAAAACUGAAGGCCUGGGUCGAGGAGGGCAAGGCGCUGCCGGAGCGCAGUCUGAGCGACAGUUGCCGCAAUCUGAAAGAUGAACUCAAGCAGGAGCUGCGCCAGGAGUUAAAGCAACAGCAGCGACGCGCCGUUUAUGUGGACGAGGCAGCGAAUACCCAGCGGCAUAAUGCGCGAAAAAUGUCGCUCACCGAGACGCGUAUUCAACGCUCCGAGGAGCAAUUGCAAUCGAUAGCCAGGAAAUCGAUUGCACCAUUGCAGCGUGCACGCAGCACUGAGCCGAAGCGUCUGCUCAUGGGCAAGGAGGCCAAGGAGGCGCAGAAAUCAAAACCCUGGCGUUAGUUUGUCUACAACGUUUAGCCAAGGUCAAAUGACCGCAACCAAACCCUUCCAUAAGGCUCUUCUUUAACCCGUUCCCUUAACCCUUUUCCUAACCUCCAUCCAUAAUCACUCCUACCUAGAUCACCUUUCCUUAACCCUUCCCACUCCUCUUCCUCCUCACCUUUCCCUAACUAUACUCACUUAACAAUGCAUCUUCCUCGUUAACUCACCUGCCUUAAUCUCCCAGCUUAACCCCUUCUUACCUAACCCUACCCCACAUAACCCGCAUCGCUUAAGCUUCCACCUUCCUACCCUCCUCCCCCAUCCCUUUCCCAUUCCCCUAUCCCUUUCCCAUUCCCCAGCCCCUACCCAAUCCCAACGAUACCCAACAUAGUUUUUUUUUUAUUUACUUUUCCGUCGUAUAAUUUGCAUAGAUCUAAAUUGAGGCUAGACCUAUUUAUUUUUGUUUUCCUAGGAGUUUUAGGAAUUCUUGAAUUUAGUUGCUUUUGUGUGUAGUAAAUUAUAAAUAAUAAAAAUCGCUAAUAUAGGAACCGAAGUAGAUAA
Molecule: messenger RNA, 3710 nt
Organism: Drosophila virilis
Lineage: Eukaryota; Metazoa; Arthropoda; Insecta; Diptera; Drosophilidae
Product: trichohyalin-like
Source: RefSeq, a predicted model, not a curated record